Rattus norvegicus (Norway rat) is the source of this 3701-nucleotide messenger RNA. It is a transcript of the gene Coro2b, whose product is annotated as coronin 2B. Gene Ontology annotation, molecular function: vinculin binding; talin binding. NCBI's taxonomy places the organism in Eukaryota, Metazoa, Chordata, Mammalia, Rodentia, Muridae. Bases 379 to 1821 code for a protein of 480 amino acids. Gene Ontology annotation, cellular component: focal adhesion. The record is from RefSeq and is marked validated. The transcript has 12 exons.
GUGACUUCAGCCGGCGCCCAGAGCCAACGCGGCAAGGAAGGCCGGGUCCCCGCCCACGGCCCCGGCCGCAGGUGCCAGGAGCCCGAGGGGGGCCGCGCCUGGACGCGCGAGGCUGGGGACCGUCAGGCGCCGGGACUGCGCUCCCGCCUCUGCCUCCGCCUCCUCUUUGUAGCGAGUCCCCGGUCGGUCCUCCCCGCCCCCCGCGCGGCCCGCCGCCCGCCUUUCUUCCUGCCUCGCCUUCCUGCGGCGCGGCGGCCUCAUCUAUUAUAGAUGCUCGGCCGCGGCUGACAUCAGCCAGCGGCCUCCAGAGCGCGCGGUCCCCAGCCCGGCCCAGCCGCCCGCCGCCGCCCGCGCCCAGCCCCGCCGCCCGCUUUCUGCAUGACUGUCACAAAGAUGUCCUGGCGACCGCAGUACCGAAGUUCCAAGUUUCGGAACGUGUACGGGAAAGUGGCCAACAGGGAGCACUGCUUUGACGGGAUCCCCAUCACCAAGAACGUCCACGACAACCACUUCUGUGCAGUCAAUGCCCGCUUCCUGGCCAUAGUCACUGAGAGUGCAGGAGGUGGUUCCUUCCUCGUCAUCCCCCUGGAGCAGACAGGCAGAAUCGAGCCAAACUACCCCAAGGUGUGUGGUCAUCAAGGCAAUGUGCUGGACAUCAAAUGGAACCCCUUCAUUGACAACAUCAUCGCCUCCUGCUCUGAGGACACUUCGGUGCGGAUCUGGGAGAUCCCUGAGGGCGGGCUGAAGCGGAACAUGACCGAGGCUCUCCUGGAGCUCCACGGACACAGCCGCCGUGUGGGGCUGGUUGAGUGGCACCCCACAACUAACAACAUUCUGUUCAGUGCUGGCUAUGACUACAAGGUCCUCAUCUGGAACCUGGACAUAGGAGAGCCAGUGAAAAUGAUUGACUGUCACACAGAUGUGAUCCUCUGCAUGUCCUUCAACACAGACGGCAGCCUGCUCACCACCACGUGCAAAGACAAGAAGCUUCGCGUGAUUGAGCCCCGCUCUGGCCGUGUUCUGCAGGAGGCAAACUGCAAAAACCACAGAGUGAACCGGGUAGUGUUCCUGGGCAACAUGAAGCGGCUCCUCACGACAGGGGUCUCCAGGUGGAACACCAGACAGAUUGCCCUCUGGGACCAGGAGGAUCUGUCCAUGCCAAUGAUCGAGGAAGAAAUUGAUGGACUCUCAGGCCUCCUGUUCCCAUUCUAUGAUGCUGACACCCACAUGCUCUACCUGGCUGGAAAGGGGGAUGGAAACAUCCGGUACUAUGAGAUCAGCACGGAGAAGCCCUACCUGAGCUACCUCAUGGAGUUCCGCUCCCCAGCCCCACAGAAAGGCCUAGGUGUCAUGCCCAAGCAUGGGUUGGAUGUGUCUGCUUGCGAGGUCUUCCGCUUCUACAAGCUCGUGACUCUCAAGGGCCUAAUUGAACCCAUCUCCAUGAUUGUGCCCCGGAGGUCAGAUUCCUACCAGGAGGACAUUUACCCCAUGACGCCAGGCACAGAGCCAGCGCUGACCCCUGAUGAAUGGCUGGGAGGCGUCAACCGAGAUCCCGUGCUGAUGUCUCUGAAGGAAGGCUAUAAGAAGUCUUCAAAAGUGGUAUUUAAGGCCCCCAUCAGAGAAAAGAAGAGCGUCGUCGUCAACGGCAUAGAUUUAUUAGAAAAUGUCCCUCCCAGGACAGAGAAUGAGCUCCUCAGGAUGUUCUUCAGGCAGCAGGAUGAGAUUCGGAGGCUGAAGGAGGAGUUGGCACAGAAGGACAUCCGGCUCCGUCAGCUCCAGCUCGAACUGAAAAAUCUGCGCAACAACCCCAAGAACUGCUAGCCCCGCCUCGGGCUGUGCUAGCCCCUCCUCGGGCUGUGCUAGCCCCUCCUCGGGCUGUGCUAGCCCCGCCUCGGGCUGUGCUAGCUCCUCCUCGGGCUGUUUUCCAAGCCGAUCUCUCCGUUGAUUCUACUGGUCCCUAAACUGCCUCUUAUCUGUAGAGCCCAGAGACAGGGCCUGGACUGAAGCUGGGGACCAGUUGGUAGACCCUACCUACCACAUCAAGAACUGGAAGCUGACCUUUGACCUCCUGACUUUAUGCUAACACCAGUUCCCCAGCUUCUCCUGGAAAGCCCACCCCUGACUGGCUGCCCUUUUCCUUGCAGCCCCAAGAGCCAGGCUUCCCCUUGGCUCCCUGCAGGUGUCCUCGGAGGGACAGGAAGAGUGGGAUUACAUCGAUUUAGAAAUUGAAUUUGUCCCCUGCAGAGGGGCUGCCAGGACCUAUCUACACAGGAACCAGUCGCUCAGAUCCCAGCAUUACUUUCUGAAGCACAGUGAGGGCUGGAUUGAGGGUAGAGUGCUCUGCCCACCUCCUGCCUCAUUCUGCUCCCAGCUGCCCAGCAAGCUCAGCUCAUCUCCACCAAUGGUGAGCACCUGGCAGCUGGCCCUUCUCUUUCUGAACUCUCUCCUACCCCCCUUGUCUUCAGGGAAUGAAGAGGCCGCUCUCCAAGGCCAUAAUGACCCUUUGCCUACCCUGUGGUUCUCUUCAAAGCUCUUUUACACCCCCUUUCCAUUUAAUUUGUGAAGCAGGCAGGGUAGGAAGUAGUGUCCCCACUUGUCAAAUGACAGAACUGAGGGCUGCCAUCAGGAAGCAAAUUUAUAGUCACCCAGAGGGUCAGCAGUGGACCAAGUACCCUUGGUAUCCAGACCCCACGGCCAGGCCCUUCCCACUGUAUUGAGAUGCCAAUCCCUUUGUGGGCUUCCGCCGAAUGAGACCUGGAAGCCACUUCCACUGUCUGCCCAACACCAGUAGUGCCAACAUGCCAUACUGCCAGGUUGAGGCCCUUACACUCAGUGCCCCUGGACCCCCUGGCCUGCACUCUUUGCUCUCACUCCGUAGGGGGUGGGGGGUGAGGGGAGGGCCUCCAUCUGACAUGAGGCCUCUUCCUGGAAGCUGAGGCAGAGAAAGGGUAGAGUUUGGCCCUAGGGCAGGCGGAACAAGAUGGCUUCCAGGGAUGCUCUGCCUGUCUCCCUCCACUCCCCUCCCUUCUCACUUCCAACCCUGCUAUCUCAGCCACUUUCAGCCUUACACACGCAGGAUGACCACAGCCACUCCACCCACACAGCACUUUAAAGUUUCCCCAGUUGUUUGACACAUAGCUCUCACCGACUCGUGCAUCUGCCCUACUUUACAGUGAAGGAAACUGGGAAGUGACCCUCUCUGCACGAAGCUCUGGGAUGCUGCAUCUCCUUCGGUCUUUUACACACACGCUUGCUUUAUCCUCUCUCCCCCUCCCCUUUUUCCAUCUCCCCACCUAACACAUGGAGCUCAAAAGGACUGGUGUCAGGACAGUCACGGCCAUUCGGGCAGAGGAGGUGUGGGAAUCUCUGUCUUUGGCUGGGAUCUGCUAUACAUAGGACACUUCUUGCCUGCCCUUCCCAUGGCCACCCUGCAAAAACUUCCCAACUGCAGAGGCCCUCCUGGGGAACGGGGAGGUGAGGUUCCCCAGCCCUGGGGUCUCUCCUCUCCAACCACGGAUGCUCCCUGUUGCCAGCGUGCUGAAGCACGUUCUCCUCCUGCACCACCGUGGCUAAACUGUCGGCUCUCAUCUCCCCCUCCUGGAGCUUUCUUUCUCUCAUUGACCUUUGUGGUCUUCUGUGAUUAUUUAUGCUGCCUCCCAAGGAUAGAAUUGAAAUAAAAUGUUUUGAAGUUAUCAAGCCAA